AAAGUGCUGGGAUUACAGGUGUGAGCCACCGCACUUGGCUAAGAACAAGUGUUUUAACAGAAAAUACUCUGUUUAGGAAACUACAAGGGUUUUAGGACCCAUGAACCAAGAACCAUGGGCAUGGAUAAAGACCAAAAUACAUAUUUCUUAUUACAUCACAAUAUCAGAGAGGUAUAGACUCAGGAUUGGUUGGUUUGCAUAUGUAAGCUGUGCUCAUUGGAAAACUGUGAUUAUCUUUAGGAAUUAGCCCUGAGAGGAGCAGCCUCUCCCUGUUUUUGGUAAGGUCCCCAAAUGCCAGAGCAUCAAGAAUACAGAAAAUAAGAAAAUAUAGUUAAUAUAAUUGGCCUCUUGAUGAACGAGUGCCAAAUAGACUAAUAGAGAAUCUAAGGAAAUGCAGUUAGAACACAGAGGCUAUCUCUGCUUUCCCAGCACGCUGCCUCACCAAGAAAGAAUCCAGAGAAGGACUGGUGGACUUGGAAUGUUAAGUCAUGGCCCAUUUGAUGAUGUUCAGGGAUGUGGCUGUAGAUUUCUCUCAGGAGGAGUGGGAGUGCCUGGACCUGGAACAGAGGGAUUUAUAUAGAGAUGUGAUGUUGGAGAACUACAGCAACAUGGUCUCACUGGGUUUUUGCAUUUAUCAGCCAGAAGCGUUCUCUUUAUUGGAGAAAGGGAAAGAGCCCUGGAAGAUUUUGAGGGAUGAGACAAGAGGACCUUGCCCAGACAUGCAGUCGAGGUGUCAGACCAAGAAGUUAUUACCAAAAAAUGGCAUUUUUGAGAGAGAAAUAGCCCAAUUGGAAAUAAUGAGAAUUUGUAAAAACCACAGCCUUGACUGUUUAUGUUUUAGAGGUGACUGGGAAGGCAACACUCAGUUUCAAACACUUCAAGAUAAUCAAGAGGAAUGCUUCAAGCAGGUGAUACGCACCUGUGAAAAAAGGCCCACUUUUAACCAGCAUACAGUGUUUAAUCUACACCAGAGACUUAAUACAGGAGACAAACUGAAUGAAUUUAAAGAACUGGGGAAAGCCUUUAUUUCUGGUUCAGAUCAUACUCAACAUCAGUUAAUUCACACAAGUGAGAAAUUCUGUGGAGAUAAAGAAUGUGGGAAUACCUUUCUUCCUGAUUCAGAAGUUAUUCAAUAUCAGACAGUUCACACUGUUAAGAAAACAUAUGAAUGUAAAGAAUGUGGGAAGUCUUUUAGUUUACGUUCGAGUCUUACUGGUCAUAAGAGAAUUCAUACCGGUGAGAAACCUUUUAAAUGUAAGGAUUGUGGGAAAGCCUUUAGAUUUCAUUCACAACUUAGUGUCCAUAAGCGAAUUCAUACUGGUGAGAAAUCUUAUGAAUGUAAGGAAUGUGGGAAGGCCUUUAGUUGUGGCUCAGAUCUUACUCGACAUCAGAGAAUUCAUACUGGUGAAAAACCCUAUGAAUGUAAUGAAUGUAGAAAGGCCUUUAGUCAGCGAUCACAUCUUAUUAAACAUCAGAGAAUUCACACUGGUGAAAAACCUUAUGAAUGUAAGGAGUGUGGGAAAGCUUUUACUCGUGGAUCACACCUAACUCAGCAUCAGAGAAUUCAUACUGGUGAGAAAUCUCAUGAGUGUAAGGAAUGUGGAAAAGCCUUUAUUCGUGGUUCAAAUCUUGCUCAACAUCAGAAUGUUCAUGUUGGUAGGAAACCUUAUAAAUGUGAGAAAUGUGGGAAAGCCUAUAUUUGGAGCUCACACCUUGCUCGACAUCAGCGAAUUCAUACUGGCAGGAAACCUUAUGAAUGUAAGCAAUGCGGGAAGACUUUUACUUGGGCUUCGUAUCUUGCUCAACAUGAGAAAAUUCACAAUGAGAGGAAAUCCUAUGAAUGUAAGGAAUGUGGAAAGACCUUUCUUCAUGGCUCAGAGUUUAAUCGACAUCAGAAAAUUCAUACUGGUGAGAGAAACUAUGAAUGUAAGGAAUGUGGAAAGACCUUUUUUCGUGGUUCAGAACUUAAUCGACACCAGAAAAUUCAUACUGGAAAGAGGCCAUAUGAAUGUGAAGAAUGUGGAAAAGCCUUUCUCUGGGGUUCACAACUUACUCGACAUCAGAGAAUGCAUACUGGUGAGGAACCUUACGUAUGUAAAGAAUGUGGGAAAUCUUUUAUCUGGGGUUCACAGCUUACACGACAUAAGAAAAUUCAUACUGAUGCAGAACCUUAUGGAUGCAAGAAAAGUAGCCACAUCUUUAGUCACCAUUCAUAUUUUACUGAACAAAAAAUUCAUAAUAGUGCAAAUCUCUGUGAAUGGACAGACUAUGGGAACACCUUUAGUCAUGAGUCAAACUUUGCUCAACACCAGAAUAUUUACACUUUUGAGAAAUCCUAUGAAUUUAAAGAUUUUGAGAAAGCAUUUUCUUCAAGCUCUCACUUCAUUUCACUCUUGUGAAAUAUUAUAUAAAAGUGUAGGAAGGGCUUUAUUCAUGACUCAUUAAUUGAUGUCAUUUAUUUUUUUCUCUUGAGGAACACCACAAAUGUAAGUAAUAUUGGAAGGCAUUUUAACAGAGCACACAUCCAGCAGCAGCAGCAGCAGCAGCAGCAGAGAAUUCAUCAUGCAAUCAAUAUAGGAAAGAAAUUACUGAUCAGUUAUCAAUUGCAGAAUAUCAGGGUAAAAUUUUAUGAGAUAGCAUGAAUUCUUUUUGAAUCAUUCUCAAAACAUUCUCAUCAGAGAUGUUGCAUAAAGAAUUUAUAUAUAAUUUGGCCAAGCAUGGUGGCUCACACCUGUUAUCCUAGCACUUUGGGAAACAGAGGUGGGUGGAUCACCUGAGGUCAGGGGUUCGAGACCAGCCUGACCAACAUGGUGAAACCCUGUCUCUACUAAAUAUACAAAAAUUAGCCGGGCGUGGUAGCACACGCCUGUAGUCCCAGCUACUCGGGAGGCCGAGGCAUGAGAAUUCCUUGAACCUGGGAGGUGGAGGUUGCAGUGAGCCAAGAUCACAUCACUGCACUCCAGCCUGGGUGAUAGAACAAGACUCCAUCUCAAAAACAAAAACCCACAAGAAUUUAUAUAUAAUUCAUUUUGGAAAUCUUUCAUCAUUAGCAAAAUUCUGUUGUAUUUCCACAAAAAUCAUGUAAUUAAUCUAGAAAAGCCUUGAACUAUGUCAUACAAUUUAUUUGGCAUGUCUUGUUUCAAUACAUCCUGCCUCUAUUUUUUUUUUUUGGAAAGUAUCUUAAAUCUAUGUCUGUUUAAUCGUAUUCAUUAGAUUAUAAGGGUUGAAUGAUUUGAGAUUUACAUGACUUAGUGACUGUCAUUUGUAUUGGUAUUAAGCCAUUUUAUGAGAGGAGGACUUUUAAGACUAUAAUGAUUAUAGACAAAUAUGUCAUCUCUAUUUAUGUCUUACUGAACAUCAGAAUGUUAAUUCUGAAAAAAAAUCAGUAAAAUACAAUGAAGAAA
Homo sapiens (human) is the source of this 3404-nucleotide messenger RNA. It is a transcript of the gene ZNF790, whose product is annotated as zinc finger protein 790. Gene Ontology annotation, biological process: regulation of DNA-templated transcription. The record is from RefSeq and is a predicted model, not a curated record. The coding region runs from base 489 to 2399 and encodes 636 amino acids. The transcript has 5 exons. NCBI's taxonomy places the organism in Eukaryota, Metazoa, Chordata, Mammalia, Primates, Hominidae. Gene Ontology annotation, cellular component: nucleus.